Molecule: messenger RNA, 7095 nt
Organism: Gossypium arboreum
Lineage: Eukaryota; Viridiplantae; Streptophyta; Magnoliopsida; Malvales; Malvaceae
Product: protein FLX-like 1
Exons: 8
Coding region: 292-1239 (315 amino acids)
Source: RefSeq, a predicted model, not a curated record
GAAACAUUUUUUAUACUCGUCUAUCACUCUAGUUUACCAAUCAUGAUGUGUAAAAAAAACAAACAAAAAAAAAAACUGCAGCAAACAUUCCUUUUCUGUGAAAUAAAUUGAAUUAAAUUAAAUUAAUCAAUUGGAUUUUGUUAAAUCCCGUCUUAGGGUUUCCAGUGAAAAUAAAAUCUAAUUCCUUUACAACAGACUUUUCCCCUCUUUCUCAAAUCAAUACAUCGAGAACUAUUGAAAAUUGAAAGAACUCAUUCACAUUGAUUUUAAAGAAGGAUAGUCAAUAUAGUUAUGUCUGGAAGAAAUCGUGGGCCACCGCCCCUUCCGAUGAAAGGGCCUCCUCAUCCUGGAUUACUGCCUCCAGUACAUGAACCCCCAUAUGCUAGGGGGCUAGGACCAAUGCCACCACAUCCGGCUUUACUUGAUGAAUUACGAGAAACCCAAUUUGGGUUGGGUCCUGGAGGCCUCCCUCCCCACCCUGCUAUCUUUGAGGAACGUCUUGCAGCUCAACUGCAAGAGAUACAAGGCCUCCUAGCAGAUAACCAGAGGCUGGCAGCUACUCAUGUUGCAUUAAAGCAGGAAUUGGAGGCUACUCAGCAUGAGUUACAUCGUAUGGCUCGUUAUGCAGAUUCUUUGAGAAUGGAGAAGGAUGUUCAGAUGAAGGAGAUGUAUGAGAAGUCAGUUAGAUUGGAGGUUGAUCUUCGUGGUGUGGAGGCUAUGCGAGCUGAACUUGUUAAGGUUAAUGCUGAUAUUAAGCAGCUUAGUGCUGUGAGGCAGGAUCUUACAGGUCAGGUACAGGUCAUGAGUCAAGAUUUGGCUAGAUUUACUGGAGAAUUGCAACAGGCUCCUGUGUUGAAGGCAGAGAUUGAAAAUGUGAAACAGGAACUGCAACGUGCAAGAGCUGCCAUCGAGUAUGAGAAGAAAGGAUAUGCAGAAAACUAUGAACAUGGUCAAGUGAUGGAGAAAAAACUGAUUUCCAUGGCUCGGGAGCUGGAAAAACUUCGUGCAGAGAUUGCGAAUGCAGGCAAGAGAAGUCAUGCUGCUGGUGUUAGCGGUGGUAAUCCGGCAGCACCUGGUUAUAAUGUAAAUUACGGAAACGCUGAAGCUGGAUAUACUGGAAACACUUAUCCUGUCACCUAUGGCAUUAAUCCUGGUGGUGUGGAUGGUUAUUCUCAGUAUGGACCUGGUGCUGGUACCUGGAGUGCAUAUGACAUGCAGAGAGCUCGAGGACAUCGCUAGUGUGGUUUUUAAAAGCAUGCUGAGAUGAUUCAUCUGGUACUUCUGGGCAACUUAUUAGUUCUCUAGGCAUGGGUUUGAAGUAUUAUGUCAUGAUAGGCAUCCUGGAAUUGUAGCCAAAAAAGUUGACAAUUUAUAUUAGCUUGAAAUUGCAGUAUGCUGUUUUCUGCUUGGUAUUAUCUGUGGCAAAUAUUUUGUCAAUUUAUUUAUGAUAAAAAGUAUUUCAAUUUGAUACUUUGCUCUUCGUAGAUAUUUUUAUGAAUUUUAAAUUCACUAUUCAAUUUGGGGAGAAAGAUCAGAUUUUUGCCGUGCCUUUUUGAGGCUAGAUAUUUUGUUUUGAAGAAUGGGAAUCACAAAAAUUCCCGUGGUUGCCUAUCAAUGUGUUGUCUCUUCUUCCUCUUCCAUAUCUUUUGAAAUAUAGGUCUGUUCAAUUGUACUUUAUUUGGAGAAAAGCCCCAACUGUCAUGUCUCUGGCACAAUUUAGCAACAUAUUGAUCAAAUUUAGCUAGCCUUUCUAGAUUGUCUUUGUUCUGUUUUCUCAAGGGUCUCUUCCAUUUAAGCUUACUCUUACAUCUAUGCUUACCUUCUUUGUGGUUCACUUGGGGGUUGCCUUUACCUUGGUUUUACCCUUUAAUUUGGCGGCCUUGCUAUGCUCUUGCAUUUUUGCUCCGUUAAGUUCUGAUAGAGUUACUUAAAAGGUUCCAUAAUGAACUCUGCAAACAGGCAAAGGGUUUUUAGUUUCCAUAAAACUGUGUUAUGAAGAGUAAUCAUCAUUCCAUCUUUCCUUUAGGUGUUUAGUCUAUUUUACUGUAAACUUAAGGUGAUGCUUGCCCUGAUGCGGAAAAAACAAAUUGAGGGGAAAAAAACAGAUUUAAAGCUUAUCAAAUGACUUUCCCUAUUCUACUUCUAGAAAAUAUUGAGUCUGUUUUUUUGUUUUCCUUGGUUCUGUGUCAUUGACUCAGUUCAUUUAGGUCCUCUAAAGUUUUUCUAACCCAAGGGGAAUUAAAUAAAUUCUUUGUUUGCCAAACAUGGUCUGGUGUUGCUCUUAGAAUUCCAAUUUGAGUAGGAUUAUGUUUCUGGUAGUCAUAUAAAUUUUCUAUGUAGUUUUUUUUAGGUAGAAGUACUUAACUUUUUCCCUCUAUUUCGGUGCUUAGUUUCGUCCAAUCUUUCAGUUUAACUGAGUAUAAGAUAAUAGAAGAAUACACUAGCAACUUUUUCCUGCAAUUAUGUCCAUUUGUUCCAAAAACUAGCCUUAAGACCUUUUGCAAGACUGUGCCAUUGGACUUAUAUUUCUAAUUGAUUUGAUUUCAUCUAUAAUUUCAUGGGAUGCAUGGGGUGUGGGUCAAGAAAACUGAGUUGCUUGGAGUCAGGACUGAUUGAUUGAUAAUGGUAUGUAUGUUACAUGGCUUUGUUCAAUGUUUCAAAAGUUUUUCCAUAUAUUUGGAGGAUCCUUAGAAGUUUGUAAUCCGAUAACCAUGUCUGGAUAUGCAUCAAACAUGAGUACUUGAAGAAAAAUGAAAAGCAACAUAGUGAACAAUGUCAACAUCAGAUAUGUUCUUCUAGUGUUGGCAGAUGAUAUGCUUUUCCUAAGGUUGGCGUAUGUAGAUUUAUAUGUGAGAUUACCUAUAAAAACAACUAAAGGGUGUGAUGUAGUCAGCUUUAACUGGACAGAUUUAUCAGUGAGAACAAGUAGCCCACUGCUGGCGUUGGCCUGUUUUAGCAUUGAUUUUACAAAAUUUGCCACCUAGGAUACUAAUGCAACUCAUCAGGGUUUGCGACUGUUCUUUGGAGAUCACUGCCACCUUUAUCAGAGAUUUUUCAAGGAGAGUAGAAUCAUACUUUACCAUGGUGGCUAUCAUCUGGCCUCCAUUUUUGUAUUUGUAUCAGUUACGCCUCACUGACUUCUUUCAUCAUCUGGUAGUUUGGUUACAUCAAUUAUUUUAUUGUACAGUCUAUACCAUGUUUCCUCCCUGGCUAAUGUCUAUAAUUAAAAGUGACGAAUGUUGUUCUCUAGAAUUUGUAUGUAGCUCAACUUAUGCUCAAGUGUAAAGAAAAAGUAAUUGCUCUUGUUAUAAUAAAUAACAGUGUCUUAGUUUUGUGUUUUCAGUUCUUCUGUAAGUCUAAGAAAUAUGAGAAACAUCCUAGUUAAUUGUACGGAAUACAUGGGACAGGACUGGAAAUAUAGAGUUGUAGGGUUGAGUAACACUAAUAGUGUAUGAUUUGGCAAUAAAGCAGGUAAUGAAGUAAUGCAGCUCGUAUUUUGACCUUAUAAUCUAUCUGGGAGUUUGAAAUCUAUAGACUAUAUGUCAGUUUUUAGAUGGUAGGCCAUUUUAUGAGCGAAAAGCUAUGUGCUUCAGGAUUUCUUAGAAUAUACUUAUCUCUAUAGCAGUGGCUACUGUGUUUUCCACCCUAUGGUUUCUCAUGUUCCUUGAACUGAUUCUGUGCAUAAUCUCAAUGCCUUUCCUCUUGAUUAACAUCUCAUCUGGAUUAACUUCCUUGGUUGCCUACAUGAAGCAUUGUUACUACCAUUAGUGUUGCAGUUGCUUCCCUUCUCUAUCUUUAAAAGCAAAUUGCUGGUAUUUUAUUUUUUGUAAACUUUAUCAUUAUUGGUUCUUUUCUCCUUAAUUUCUCACAUUUCCAUGGGUGAAAUGUUAAAGUGCCUACUUGUCAAAUAAGUGUUCUCUCACUAACUAAUCUUCUUUUUCUAGUUAGUAUUCUUCCCAUUUUCCUUUAUGAUUUAUAUUGCCUGUUUGGGUCCUAGAGCAAUGAAUAUAAGAGAAGCAUUUGGCUAGCUUUUGGUUGUUUCUGUGAGUACUAGUCUGUUUGUUUCUCAAAUUGCCAUAUUUGAAUUUUAAUCCAGUCAGCCCUGGCUGUUUAUCUGAUAAGCUCUUAGCUAUUGCUUAGUUUUAAGUAUUGGACUCUGUGGUCUUGGGAAGAUUUAAGUUGUUUUAUGUCGGUGUGUGAUCUCUAGAUUUUAUUUUUAUUACUCAAUUCUCAUGCUCAGUGGAGGAAUUUCCUUUUGGUGUGCCUGUGAACUUCUGGUCUACUUCCCUCCUCUCUUUCACUCUCUCUCGCUUUCUCUCCCUUAAUACUACUGCUUCUACUAUUAGUCUACUGCAAUCAGAUGAAUUUCCAUGGAUUACUCAUCUGAAGUGGGAGUCCAUUUUCAUGUUACCUAUUCUAAAUAAUUGUCUUAGUUGUUGUGGGAACUGUUAAGUUGCUGAAAUGUGUUACAAGUUAAAAAGUGGAGCAAAAUAUUGAGAAUAGAGGAUGUCAUGGAUUACUCAUCUGAAGUGGGAAUCCAUUUUCAUGUUACCUAUUCUAAAUAAUUGUCUUAGUUGUUGUGGCAACUGUUAAGUUGCUGAAACAUUACAAGUUAAAAAUUGGAGCAAAAUAUUGAAAAUAGAGGAUGUCAUGGUUUGAAAAUACCUCCUUAAUGGCUUUAUUGUGGGGAAAUGUGGUCAUGAGAAACUCUUAAACUUCUUUAAGGGACCAUCCAUGUCUUGUUCAAUUUGGAAAGACAGUGACUAAGCGCUGGAAGAAGCUUAUUCAUUGCAUGAGUUAUGCGGCAUUGGCAAGACAUGGUCAACAAUGAUGGUGCAGGAUGAGUUCUCCAGUCAAGUAAGUGAUGUAAAUUUCUGAGAAAAUCACCUUCCUUUCAUUUUUUCACAUUGAUGGUUGUAUUUUUAUAAGAUUUUCAUUAUUUUUGCUCCUUUAGACUUAAGUUCACCAAAUUUUCUUUUUAGUAAAAAUUUUUAUGGUGUUGCAAUCCAUGAUUAGGUAAUGCCUUGUAACAUUCCUAAAUUGUCGUAUGUUUUGACUUUCAUACUGAGAAAAUAUCAUGUCUCAGUGUGAGCUGUGGUGAUGAUUUCAUUACUUUUUCUGCUGUAGCUAUUUAGAAUACUUCUUAUGUGUGUAUUACCUCUUUGCGACUUAUUUUUUCCUAAUAUAUAACUAUUAUUAAUUAGUGGAGGAUGCUUCAGUUAAUUUAGUUCGUUAUGUAAAUAUGUAGCAGGCUUGGUUUGUGCUUGUUAAUGUUAAUUUUAUUAGACAAUCAUCAUUUGGUCUCAGGAGCAAAGAAUGCUUGAAACAUAAUUAGAGAGACAACUUGAGGAGGGGGUGCUCAAUAGAUUUGUGGUUAAGAGCCAAUGAUUUAGGUUGGUGUGCAUAUUGUAGAAUGAAAUAGCUGUAAGUAAUAUCCAGUAGGAAAGUAACGGCUGUAUUUUCACCUUAGGGCUGGUGUUAUGUAGAUGGGUCAUGAUGAUGAAAUCCUGCCAGCUAGAAGCGUAUGCCAUCUUAUAUAUUUUAAUAAUUGUAGAAAAGCUAAAGUUAUACGUUAAAUUGGAAUGCCUUUUAUUUUUUAUGUGAAGGCUAGUUCUCUUCCUGGAUUUGGGACUUUGACUUCUUUGACAUUAAAGUUGUUUGAUUUUGCUAGACAUUUUCCAUUCUUUUCUUAAAGAGCAUUUAUCAUUUUGCUCUGUCUUUUUUGUUGUAGUACCAUCAAUUUUUCUGAUCUGGAAUUGUCAGUUAUAACAUGUGAGUUAAAUUGCCUUGCCUCUUGCUGCUAUUCUGGCAUCUGUGCCUGAUAUUUGAUGUUUUCAUAUUCUAUAACUUCUUGUGCCUUGUAAUGCUUGGUUAUAUGCAAUCUUGUUUAGUGUUAUUAUUUUAUCAGCUAUCAAGAACUUUCAUGACUGCUUUCUGGUCUUCAUUGGUAGUAAUCAGUCAAACAUUGUAAAUUUUAUCUGUUGGCUUAAGGAAAUAUAAAUGUGAUGCUUAUCUAAUUUGAUGAUUAUUUUCUUUCUUUCUCCCUUCCUUUUUAAUCUUAUACCCUCUUCAAAUUUAAUAUUUGCAUGUCAUAUUCUUACAUUUUUUUAACUUUUUAUGCUUGCACAUUUUCUAGUAACUUAUUCUAGUUAUAUCCAUUUCAGGUUUAUGAAUUUGCACCUUCCAAAUUUUCUGUUUCAGCAGUUAUCCAUUGAUGUUGGAGUUCCCUGAGCUCAUGAUAUGCGAUGGUGAUGAGGAUGAGGAUGAUAACUUUGCCAUGGUGUGCAACAGCUUGUUUUAGCUGUAUGACAGACAAUCCAUUGAAGGAAGAGGUGUUUUUUAAGGUCUUAAGCUUUUAUUUACUCUAGCUAUUAUGAAUGGAGAUAGUUUGAGAUGUUUUCUAGACAUCAUGUGAAUCAAUAUCUUCUUAUUCCCAUUUUGUAAUGCAUUCUAUGAUACCCUUUCCCACAGCCAGGCCGGACUGCUAAACUCAAAACUGCAGGUUGUGCUUCUUCCUGAACUUUGUGCUGCAUUCUUAACCCAGUACUUCUUGGAACUGGUUAAGACUCUCCAUUAAUGCCACCACCUGAAGGCAACUAUUGGUUUUCUGUGUAAAAUGCAAAUUGCGCAGAAUGCUUCUGUAUUUCUUGCAUCUGGUCAAAAAGUUGUGCUAGCUUCAUCCCUUCAUGCAUCGCGAUAUUUCUUCGGCUAUGCAGCUAUAUACUAUCAAGAGCAUCCAGGCUUGACAUGGCGUCAUCAUAAACCGUGCUGGUAUAUAAACUGUUUGAAGCAGGUAGAUUUCAAAGAAAGGAAUCAUUCUUUGGUUCAUCCCUUCGUGCAGUAGAAUUUUUCUUGGGCUAUAUCCUUGCAAGGGUACUCGGGCUUUGAUAUGGUUUCAUCACGAACCAUGCAGGUAUGCGAACUGUCUCAAACAGUUAGAUUUCGAAGUUUUUCUUUAAUUCAUCGGUUAUAGUUGUUUAACAUGAAAACUUACUAGUGUACUAUUUUUAUUCUAGCAUGUUGGUAUUAGUUUGUAUUACGUGGCCUCCGGAUGGAUGAGUAUUGAAUAUGAGCAUAGCAUGUUUUACUGUUCAA